Sorex araneus (European shrew) is the source of this 939-nucleotide messenger RNA. RefSeq names its product olfactory receptor 14A16-like. NCBI's taxonomy places the organism in Eukaryota, Metazoa, Chordata, Mammalia, Eulipotyphla, Soricidae. Gene Ontology annotation, molecular function: G protein-coupled receptor activity; olfactory receptor activity; odorant binding. The transcript has a single exon. Gene Ontology annotation, cellular component: membrane. The coding region runs from base 1 to 939 and encodes 312 amino acids. Gene Ontology annotation, biological process: G protein-coupled receptor signaling pathway. The record is from RefSeq and is a predicted model, not a curated record.
AUGCCUCCAAUCAUGUCAAACCUCACCUCUGUGAGAGAAUUCAUCCUCAUGGGAUUUCCCACCAGUGAAAAUCUGUCCAUCUUGAAUUCUUUGUUCUUCUCCUUGGUUUACUGCUAUGCCCUGAUGGGAAAUAUCCUCAUUAUCACUAUCACAACUUGGGCCCAGAAUCUCCGCACCCCCAUGUAUUUUUUUCUGAAGAAUUUGUCCUUCUUGGAUCUCUGCAUGAUUUCAGUCACCGUGCCCAAAUCCAUAGCCAACUCUGUGACCCAGGACCACUCCAUCUCCUUCCUUGGCUGUGCCACACAGGUCUUUCUCUUCAUUUUGACUGCAGCCACUGAGCUACACCUCCUGACGGUGAUGAGCUUUGAUCGCUAUGCAGCCAUAUGCCAUCCUCUGCACUAUGACCUCAUCAUGAACAGGGGCCUGUGUGUGCAGAUGACAGCUGGGUCCUGGGUGGGUGGAUUUCUGCUAGCUUUGAUGCACACAGCUAGCACCUUCUCCUUAUCCUUCUGUGAUUCCAAUGUGAUCCAUCAGUUCUUCUGUGACAUCCCCCAGCUAUUGGCCAUUUCCUGCUCAGAAAGUUUAUUAAGAGAAACUGUACCCAUUCUCAUCAAUGUUCUGACGGUUACCUGCUGCUUCACGUUCAUUGUCAUUUCUUAUGUCUAUAUCUUCUCCACAGUCAGGAAGAUUCCAUCCUCGGGAGGCCGCUCAAAAUCCUUCUCCACCUGCAUCCCACAUCUGGUAGUGGUCCUUCUGUUUCUCUCUGCUGGUGCAUUUGCUUAUCUGAAGCCAAUUUCAGAGUCCCCUUCCAUCUCUGACUUUGUCGUUUCUGUGUUCUACACCAUGGUGCCCCCUACCUUAAAUCCCAUCAUCUAUAGUCUACGAAAUACUGCCAUGAAGAUGGCAGUGGGGAUGUUGUUCAAGAGAAUACUCACCUAA